Molecule: messenger RNA, 1969 nt
Organism: Nanorana parkeri
Lineage: Eukaryota; Metazoa; Chordata; Amphibia; Anura; Dicroglossidae
Gene: CDC14A
Product: cell division cycle 14A
Exons: 16
Coding region: 147-1874 (575 amino acids)
Biological process (GO): microtubule cytoskeleton organization; cilium assembly; regulation of exit from mitosis
Cellular component (GO): nucleolus; centrosome; mitotic spindle
Molecular function (GO): protein tyrosine/serine/threonine phosphatase activity; protein serine/threonine phosphatase activity
Source: RefSeq, a predicted model, not a curated record
GGGAGGUUCGGGCACAGAGAGACGGGGGACAGGAGGGAGUGUGUACAGGGAAGAGGAGGGGGACGGAGAAGAAGACGGAGGACAAACAUGACAGUGUAACGGGACAACAAUGCCAGGGGCAGAAGAAUUCUCUCUGUGAUGUGGGGAUGGAGAAUCAGGAGCUGAUCAGUGCAGCCGAGAUUAUCAAGGAACGCUUGUAUUUUGCAACCUUGAGGAACAAACCAAAAAGUACCAUCAAUACUCACUAUUUCUGUACUGAUGAAGAGCUUGUUUAUGAAAAUUUCUAUGCAGAUUUUGGGCCCCUGAACCUUGCAUUGCUCUACAGAUACUGCUGUAAACUCAACAAAAAACUCAAGUCGUUUAGCUUGUCAAGAAAGAAGAUUGUUCACUACACAAGCUAUGAUCAGCGGAAAAGAGCCAACGCAGCAUUCCUGAUUGGAGCAUAUGCGGUGAUCUAUUUAAAGAAGACACCAGAAGAGGCAUUCAGAUCUCUGCUUAGUGGGUCCAGCCCUCAGUACCUCCCGUUUAGAGAUGCUUCUUUCGGAAAUUGCACAUAUAACCUUACCAUACUGGACUGUUUGCAGGGAAUCCGCAAGGCACUUCAUCUUGGGUUCUUUAAUUUUGAAAACUUUGAUGUGGAUGAAUAUGAACAUUACGAGAGGGUAGAAAAUGGGGAUUUCAAUUGGAUCGUUCCCGGAAAGUUUUUGGCAUUUAGCGGUCCUCAUCCGAAAAGCAAAAUUGAGAAUGGUUACCCACUGCAUGCCCCAGAAGCAUACUUCCCAUAUUUCCGAAAACAAAAUGUCACCACUAUCAUCAGGCUCAAUAAGAAGAUUUAUGAUGCUAGACGGUUUACAGAUGCUGGAUUCGACCAUUAUGAUCUAUUCUUUGUGGAUGGGAGCACACCUAGUGAUGGCAUAGUGCGGAGGUUCUUGAACUUGUGUGAGAACACCGAUGGGGCUAUUGCCGUUCACUGCAAAGCUGGCCUAGGCAGGACAGGCACUCUUAUUUCAUGUUAUAUCAUGAAGCACUACAGGUUCACACACUCUGAAGCCAUAGCAUGGAUAAGAAUAUGCCGACCUGGCUCUAUCAUCGGGCCUCAGCAGCACUUCCUAGAAGAGAAACAGACCUGGCUGUGGUUGCAGGGAGAUCUCCACAGAAGUAAGCAGAAACAAAUCCAGCUGGAAGAUGGGACGGUGAACCGGAUCUUGUCCGAAUUUGAGGAUUUGUCUGUGGGUACCAGGUUAAGUCGACACCACAGUUUGGACAGGUCAGGAGAGAAUAAUUCUGAGGAUGAGUUGGAUGAAAGAAAUGGCCUGACGCAGGGUGACAAACUACGUGCCUUAAAGAGCAGGAGGCAGCCCCGGUCCGCUACCACUGGUGCACUACGGUUGGAUGAAAUGAAACCACACACAAGAUCAACGUCUCAGCCUUUCAGAGUAAUCGCUUCUAACAGUGCACAGGGCUCCAUGUCGCCGCUCAAGUCCUCUAGAGUUACAGCAUCUUCAUCAGCAGUUGCUAGGAGAGUUGGACAAAGUUCAGGAUCUUCAAGCAGCAAAGCAAAAAGUUUCUCUGUAAAUACGCGGUUUGCUGGCUCGCUUGGGAAUCUCAACUCUGCUUUGGAAGAGCUAGAAGGUCCCCGCAGCUCCUCUCCCUCUCGCCCCAGCUACUCCCCAGCACACCCUUCCAGCUUCUACCCCUCCAGUCCACCUGGCCGAAACCAAGGCGAGUUCAACAACAACCGUAACUGGAAUGUGUCCACUGCUGGCAAUGACUCUUAUGGAUCCUACCGACCCUCAUACACAGGCCUUUCCUCCACGGCACGUUACCUGAGUCGCUCUAUUCCUUCCCUUCAGUCUGAAUCUGUUCAGUUCUAAAGGAUCGCACAGUCCCGUUAGCCCUGUCCCAGAUCUGAAUCCUUUGCCAUGGAAGAACGAAGGAGAGACAAAGGGAAGGAAUCCAUUGUCCAGAU